AUGUUAUAUACUGCUAUUGCCGAGAUUUACAAUAUAAAAGAGAACUAUGAUCAAGCUUUGACAUAUCUCCAACAAAGUCUGACUAUUUUCCACAAAUGUUUACCGCCAGAUCAUUUCAGUAUUGCAACAACCCAUGCUAACAUUAGUAUUGCUUCUCACUGGGCCGCUUUGUACGAACAAGCAGCACGUCACUAUGAAAAGGCAUUGGAUAUUGCUUUGAAAUGUAAAGACCCAGCAAAUUUGCAGUUUAUUGUAACAACACACGACAACGUUGCUCAGACUUAUGUUAAAAUACGUGACUUUAAGAUGGGUUUAUAUCAUGCGGAACAAGCAUUACAAAUCCGUUUAAAACAUCAUUCACCGAUGAAUAAUGUCGAUUUAGCAAUGAAUUAUUGGCUCUGUGCAACCAUUCUUGGUGCGAUGAUUCAACCAAAAAAAUCACUGGUACAUUUAGAAAAAGCUAAUGCCAUAAUUCAAGUAACUGACCAUCCAAAACUUAUCAAGUUACGACCGACUAUCGAACAAAUAAGACGACUAUUAAAUAAGCAAAUAUACUUGAAAUAA
Molecule: messenger RNA, 564 nt
Organism: Didymodactylos carnosus
Lineage: Eukaryota; Metazoa; Rotifera; Eurotatoria; Philodinida; Philodinidae
Source: the annotation of a GenBank genome assembly